AUGUCCAAAAGGUUUUUCAUUCUCUUGCUGAUGAUUGAGUUCGGGCCGCUUUAUCUGACACAAGGCACAACAGAGACACUUCUGACUGCCUACUUGGGUGAAUCAGUGACACUACCCUGCCUGUACUCAGCCUGGUCUUCAAGCAGCAAUAGCAUGUGCUGGGGCAAAGGCCAGUGUCCCAAGUCCAAGUGCAAUAAUGAGCUUGUCCACACGGAUGGAACAAAAGUGCUCUCAAGAACUUCAGCAAGGUAUAGGCUUCUAGGGUAUAUCCAGAAGGGAAAUGUUUCCUUGACCAUCUCAAAUACCAAUGAAGGUGAUAGCAGUGUGUAUUGCUGCCGCAUAGAGGUGCCUGGCUGGUUCAAUGACGUGAAGAAGAACAUACGCCUGCAGCUAACGAGAGGUCCAACAACUACGCCUACAACAACAACUACGCCUACAACAACAACUACUACUCCAACAACUACAACAACUACACUUCCAACAACUAUACCUCCACAAACCUCACAUCCAACAACUACACCUCCAAAAACAAUUGCACCUCCAAUAACAACCACACCUCCAACAACAACCCCAAGCCCAGAAAUAACCCUUCACCCAACAAUAACCCCUCAGCUAAGAACCACUACUGGGAUGACAAUAACUGUCCCUCCACCUGAUCACACAACUGGACUACAACUUCAGACAAGAACCACAGCUAAUCUCUCAUCACCUGCAACCAAGUGUCCCAAAACAAGACCAAAUCCCCAUCCAGAGGCAACCAUACAUCUUCUGACCAUAACCACUGAACCUCCCAUGGAAGUUUCCUCCUUCACCAAAGAGGAGAUUUUGAUGAGAGAGAGCAUCGUGGUCUCCAUGUCUUUGGUGGUCCCAAAGGUUUACAUGAAGAGAGAGGCCGGUUUCCUCCUGGAAACUAUAAGAUUUGGUCCUAGAGGUGGUCGUUGGAAUGGAGGAUUUGGACAAGAAGUUCACAGAGAUUUUGAUGACUGCAGAAGACCUUGGGAGAGGCAGAGGGAUAGGGAUGACAGAGAUUUUUAUUUCUGCAGAGAAAUUAAUGGAAAUCGACUUGGAAGAGACAGAAUUCCCAACACCUGGGUCCCGCCUCCCCAUGCUCGAGUUUUUGAUUACUUUGAAGGGGCCACUUCUCAACGAAAAGGAGAUAAUGUGCCUCAGGUAAAUGGUGAAAAUACAGAGAGACACGCUCAGCCACCACCUUUACCUGCACAGAAUAAUCCUGAACUUUACGAUAAACUGGCAUCUUCAAGUGAGAUAAACAAGGAGAAGAGUGACACAGCUGCUGAUAUAGAAAGUGAACCAGUAGUAGAAAGCACAGAAACUGAGGGGACCCUUCCCAUGUCUCACCAGAUUAAAAUAUCCGACAGCUCUGACCUGCUGAUGAUCAUUGCUCCCUGUGUGGGAUUUGUGGUGUUAAUGUUGCUCGUGGGGUUUAUCUAUCGAGGAAAGUUCAGGAAAAGCUACUGUUUGCAGAAACACACAAGGCUGACCACUGUUGGAGAAAAUAAAAAUGUGCUCAAUAAUGUGCAACUUGGAAGAGAAGAUGAAGACGGCAUGUUCACACUCUAA
Elephantulus edwardii (Cape elephant shrew) is the source of this 1581-nucleotide messenger RNA. It is a transcript of the gene TIMD4, whose product is annotated as T-cell immunoglobulin and mucin domain containing 4. The transcript is spliced from 7 exons. The coding region runs from base 1 to 1581 and encodes 526 amino acids. The record is from RefSeq and is a predicted model, not a curated record. Lineage: Eukaryota; Metazoa; Chordata; Mammalia; Macroscelidea; Macroscelididae.